Molecule: messenger RNA, 273 nt
Organism: Penicillium angulare
Lineage: Eukaryota; Fungi; Ascomycota; Eurotiomycetes; Eurotiales; Aspergillaceae
Exons: 2
Coding region: 1-273 (90 amino acids)
Source: RefSeq, a predicted model, not a curated record
AUGGCCCUCGUUCGCGACCCGUACUUCUGGAAACGAUUCUCAACGGCAGUUCACCUCGACGAAGAAUCCAACGGUUCACCUACCAAAAUGGAAAUGGACACGCCAACUUCUGAAAAACCAAAAGACACCUGGCUUGACCGAGAACGCAGGAAAAGUAAAAAGUCUCUCAUCUGGGGCUUUGUUAUAUUCUUCUGCAUCAUUCUCCUUGUGACGGGUGGUGUGAUUGUUUGGUGGCUCAGCAAGCAUAACUGGCUUCAGAGCAUUGAGCCAUGA